AACAUAAAAUUUGUAUGCAAUACUUCGUUUAUUUAUAAAAUAUAUCAUUUGUGGAAUAUUUUAAAGUAAAAAUCUUGGCAAUCGAAGAAGGAUUAUUGUGGAAAACUAAAGUUUUCAAUUUCACAAAGGCGGACGCUAAGAGGCAAAGAAUAACGCGAAUAAGAGAAACAGUGUUUUUUUCAUUGUUUACUUUGUGUUCUAAAUUCGUUGCUGGUAGUAUUGUCUUUCCACAAUAAUAUAUAAGGCCAGCAUACCGGGUGCACUUAAUUUUAGAUGACAAUAACCAUAAAAUAAUGGCGUGUUUAUUCCAUUAGACUUACAAAAUCGAGAACAAGUAAAUAACCAUAUAAGAAAAUGUCUAGUUCGGUGUUCAUUGAAAGCAGUUCACAAGCUGUGGAUAGCAGUGAUUUUGCUAGCACUUCGGACUCAAAUUUGGUGGUGGUAUAUGGCAAGAAUGGAAUAAGUUUCGACGACAAGGGCUUGGAAAAUCUCAUUGAGGAAAAAAAGAUUUCAUCAAUAAGUGUUAUACGCUUGACUUCACCUACGCCUAGCAUGCAAGAUGAGGAAGAUGAAGCCGAAAAAUUGGAAGAAAUGCUGAGAAGGCAAGAAAUUGGAUCGGCCGAGGAUAGUUUUAGCUCUGUGGACGAGGGUAACAGUUCUUCUGGGGACGAUAAAAAUGAUACUGCUGGUAAUUGUGAUUCCUCAAAUGACGAUGAAAAUGAGGACAGAAAAGCAUUUAAAGAUUCUGAUGUGUCGAGCGAAGAAAAUAAAUCGAAACAAAGAAAACUACCACGACGUCGUGGCCGUCAACCAAAUUUGGUUAAACCGAAAAAAACAUUUCGUAGACGUAGAAGGGAACGUCCUGAAAUUGUGGGUUUGCGUUUAGAAGAAUUUUAUCCACCAGAUGAUGCCAAUGAAAUUAUCAAAGAAGCUUUGAAAAUGGCAGGCUUGGAAUCGGAAUCAGAAAAGAAACGCAAAAGUGAUUAUGAAUUCCAACUAUUUGUUAUACAAAACGAUCAUUGUUACACACCAUUUACAUCUCCUACACAAAUGAAAGCAAAACUAGCUGCUGAUAAACUGGAAGCCGAAAAACAAGCUGCCAGUCGCAAACUCAGUGUUUUGCAGCCCACGGUGGGUAAACAAUUAUUUGUGCGAAAAAAAUUACAACAAAAUAUUCAACCGAAAUCAGAUAAUUCACUAAAAUCAAACAUUUCGCAAACCAUCUUUACGAAAGACAAAAGUUUGCCUGUUACUCAUAAAGUUAAAAAAGAUACAAAGGAUAAAAAGGGAAUUCCGGAUGAAGAUUUUCUUGACGACGAUGAUGAUAUACAUUCAUCGUUCGAUGAAAAUGACGAUGAUGCACAAGGCGACGAUGAAAGUGAUUUAAGUGGAUCAGAUCAAUCCGCAGAAACUGAUAAUGAUCGUGAUAGCGAUUUAGAUUUUGAUGUGAAUAAUCCCAAAGGACGUAAACGUAAAGCAAAACUCCUAAAAACUCAUAAGCGUUCUUUAAGUGCUGGUAAAGUAAAUCUAAAAUCAAGACGAUAUUGCAGUCAAGAUGAGCCCAUAGAAUUACCGAACAAAACAAAUAUUACUUCGAACCUUCCUACCUGCAGUCCGUCAAGUUUAAUGCAGCGACCGAAAUCAAUAGUAAAAAUUAUAUCUGAUCCUGGUCGUAUUACAGUUCGUUCUACACCAUCAAAUGUUGUACACUUGUUGGGACCAACAAAUGUUUUAUCUCCUGCUAUAGCAGCACUGCCUCCUAUUCCCAAAAAACAAAAUGAAAAUAAAUCUCUCUUGAAUAAAACAGCUUGUGGCCCAACUUCAAUAACGUUGUCACCAAAAACAUAUGUUCUUCUCAAGGGUCCGAUAGAACAAAAAAGCGCUGUUCAACCAUCACCCCAAACGCAUAAGGAAAUCGUCAUAAAUAAGCAGGUUAUGUCGAGUCCCAAAACCAAAGGAUUUACAGAUCUAACUACUCUAAUAGAACAAACGGAAAAUCAGGCUCCAAUUAAAGUUGUUGCUCCACCAAUAACACCAAAAUCAUCACAUACUGCAACCAUAACAUCUGUAGUAACGUUAACACCAACAUCCACGGCGGCAUUAAAAGGAUUUAUGUCCAUUGAAACGGCUGCAAGAAAUCAAUUACCAGCACAAAUAUCUAUACAAACGCACCAAAGCUCGUCCGAAUUAGAAGCUGAGCAUGACAAACAAUUGGAUCUUAUCAAUUCUAUUGUGCAGGAUGAAAUGAAAAAAUCAAAUGAAAAAGCUGACGAUCAAAUAACAAAUAUUAACGAGAACAUACCAGAAUUGGUAAAGAUGCUUGAGAGUACGGAAAAAGUUUUAGUUAACACCAAUACACAGGGUCGCAUUGUAACGGAAACACAACAAAACAUAAAUCAGAUGACCGGUGGCUGUGCCAGUAUUAUUACUGUUAACAAACAUAUACCAGGCAAUCAAAACAUUCAUUUGCCACAUACAACUGUUACACCAUCAGUAUCAACAAACAAUCUGGUUGGUGGCAUUGAUAUAACAAGUGCAUCUCUUCUGGCCACGCCGGAAGGGGAUGGUGAUGAUACCGAUGAUUUACCAGAUGAUAUACUGCAACAAGUGGUGGAACUUAUAAAAGAUGAUAAAACUCUUCAAGAAGCCGUUGAAAAGCAAGUAUUUGGUACGGGUGUAUGUAGCGAUCAAGGAAUUGGUAGUAAUAUGUUAGUAAAUCAAAAUCCGCCUCCACUUGCACCGAUCUCACAGCCACCCGUCAGGAUACAGGAAAUUCCUCAAACUUCAUCUAAGAGCAUUAUACAAAUGGCUAUUUCAAAUGUGCCAACAACUUUGGCAUCCCCAUUGCAAACAAAGCCAACCCCUGUUAUUACAACUCGUACCACAAUAAUAACUCCAACAACAGUAACAGCAACUGGACAAGUUUCUAAAAUAUCGCCUUUGAUACGUAAAGAACCGAUUCAAAUCAUUAGAGGUAAUGGUCGAGUUAUCACAUUGCCACCCAUUGAGGCACCCACAACACGAGCCAAAAGACGUGCUCAAGCUCAACCAAAUCCUACCACAACCACUUCUAGUGUAGGUAAUACAUCUUUUGUUCCCACAGCUGCCUUGAGUGAAUCAUCGCUGGACAGUUCAAUGCAUUCGAACUCUUCCAUGACUGUGGCUAGUGGAAGUAGUGCUGUAACUGUCCAAGAAAAGAAAAUUUCAGAUGCUAAUAAUCGAAGACGUGGCUCUAAAGAAACAAUUAUUGCAGCGGCUGCUGCGUCCAACCAAAAGGCAACAAAAACUCAAAAAACGGCUGCCAAAAAAGGUGGAGGUAAAGCAAAUACCAGCAAAGCUAAAGUUGAGACUGAGGCAACAGAUUCAGAGGAAGACGACGAUGAUGAUCCUAAUAAACUUUGGUGUAUUUGUCGUCAACCACACAACAAUCGGUUUAUGAUUUGUUGUGAUGUUUGUGAAGACUGGUUUCAUGGAACAUGUGUUAGCAUUACUAAAGCUAUGGGCCUAGAAAUGGAACAGAAAGGUAUAGAUUGGACCUGCCCGAAAUGUAUAAAAAAACACGAAGAAAAGACACAGCCGAAAAUUACUGAAAUGCUUAUAAAGAAACCAACAGUAAUCGAAAAAUCAGAACCAUCUUUAACGCCUGUUCCAAUUUCAUCAACGAUGACGAGCACACCAUCAUUAAUUACUUCGGUUGCAACCGUACAAAAUACGCCCACAACAAAUGUUACAGCUAGCAGUAUAGACAUAUUAAAUAUCACACCGAAAAAGGAUUCUACUGUUCAAAACUUGGAAAUGACCCCCCAUUUAAAAUUACAAAGUGGACAAAUAAUAAAUUUAAAGGAUUACAGUACCACUAGUACCAAGAGGGCGACUAUCAUUCAAACCUCAACCUCAAAUACAAGUGGUGGUGCUAUAACUGCUGGCCAAAAGAAAUUGUAUGUGACAUCUGGGCAAGCCAACUUGAAAAUGUCUUCACAGCCAGGAACGCCAAUUAGGACAAUAACUGUGGUGAAACAUUUAUCAGCGCCGCAGCUGCAGCAACAUCAUAAUAUAAAAAUUAUAAAAACUAUUCCCCCUGCUACAACAACGGCGGCCCAUAGUUUUAACAUAAGUACAACAGCUGCAACUGCCACUCAUACGGCAUCAGUAUCGUCUACAUCAACUUCAACAGCGAGUUUAAGUGAAAGUUCUACUUUAUGUAUUGUCUGUAAAAAGAUUGCACGCACCAAUUCAAUUUACUGUAGCGAUGAUUGUAUUAGAAAACAUGCCCAAAAUGCCCUUAACACUAUAAUGAACAAAUCACAGUCGGACACAGGUGCUACAAGUAGUCCGCUAAAUAAAAGUGUUGCAGAAGACAAAACAAAAAGAAAAUCCAAGGGCUUAUUCGAAGAAUUACUUUCUGCAGCUGAUCGCAAACCCAAAGUGGAAAGAGUCAAUGUUUAUGAACGAAAAUCUGGACGAGUUAUUACUGGGAAUAGUGCUCCCACAGUAGCCAAUCUGAAGAAAUGGUUACAAGAUAAUCCCACUUUUGAAGUAAUACAACCAGGCAGUGCACAGGCUUUGGAGCUGGAGAAAAAACAAAAAUUACGUACACAACAUUCAUCAUCUCCAACCAUAUUUAAGUCUGCCACUUCCAGUCCACCACCACUGAAAAUGUUUUCUGUAACCAGUGGUGUUGCUACAAAUAAAAUGGACUCAAGUGUUGGCAGUUCACAAUCACAAGGACAUUCUCCCCAAAUACAGAUAAAGUCAAAUAAAAAUAUUACAGAUUUCUUGAAAAAUACAUCUUCGAAUAUAGCAAGUCCCCGCCCAACCACUCCAAAACAAUUGCUGAAAUAUCCACAGCAAGUUGGUAUAAAACCUGAUAAAGUACCCAAAACACCGGAGGAUUCAAAGAUGGCGUCUAAGGAGAAAACAUCAGCUACAAAACGCCAAACAAGUACUGAAACUAGUGGCAAGAGUUCUAGUAAUGAUGGAGAACCAAUACGAGGAGUUGUUCGAAGGACCCUUAAAGAACAAUUUUUAUUGCGCAUUAAAGAGGAGACAAGUUCAAGUUCCUCCACUGAAACAGACACAAAAGAUGAAACUUCCAAAGUAAAUAAUGUACACAAGUUGACAGAGGAGGAAAUCGAAGAGUUUGCCAAAUCAACAGAAAUCGAGAUGUAUCAUUAUUUUAAUAGAGACACGGGUACUAAAUAUAAAGCUAAAUAUCGUUCAUUAGUGUUUAAUAUUAAGGAUCGCAAGAAUCACACCUUAUUCGCAAAGAUUUGUGGAAAAUUAAUUGAACCGAAACAGCUGGUUCGUAUGUCACCCGAAGAAUUGGCAAGUCAGGAAUUGGCACAGUGGCGAGAACAAGAAAAUAAACAUCAGUUGGAAAUGAUUAAAAAGUCGGAACUUGAUUUACUUGCGUGUGCGAAGAACUAUGUUCUUAAGACACACAAGGGUGAAGAGGUAAUUGAAGGUAAAUCAUCCGAUUAUGCCAAUGUUGAUAUAACCAUACCGAUAGAAGAUGUCGUGUCAGCGCUAAAUAAAUCAGAUGUCCCAGAUGAUGCAGCUACUGCUCAAACACGCAAGGAAUCCCAAACACAUUGGCAAGAUGCUGAUUCCACAUUAUUUUCACAUUCACAUUUGUUGUCGCCAACAAUAACACAUUCGUUACACGAUGAAGAUAAAACAAAAUUAUCAAGCUCACACUUUAGAGAUAGAGAACGGGAAAAAGAAAAGGAAAGAGACAAGGAGAAAGACAGGACCAGAGGUCGUGAACGAGAUCGUGAAAAACGUCAUAAAAGCAAAGAUCGCCACCAUGACAAAUCUCGUUCGCGCAAAAGAAGUCGCAGUCACUCACGAAGUCGCAGUCGAGACAAAGGCGAAAAACGUCAUAAAAGUAGUCAUAAAGAUGAAAAACGAGAACGUGAAGAGCGUCUGCGUGGUGAUAAGGAACGUGUUAAAGAUCGCUCGGAACGUGAACAUCACAGUGAUGGAAUUGAGAAAAAGCCUUUAUCUGAAACAAAAAAAUCCAUCAGUUCACAGUCCAGACAGCCUGGUAAAAAGCAUUAUGAACAGCCUAAAGCUACAAUUAAUCCGUUAGAGACAUACAAUUUAAUUGAUCAGAUUCUGGAAUCCACAAAAACGGUAGAAGAAGCUGCUAAUAUAGUUUCGGAUAGAGACAAAGAAAAGGAAAGCGAUAGCUAUCGAAAAAGUGCUGUUACACCACAGCCAGUUCAACCUGCCACAUCUACUGUAUCAACUAGCAGCUCUGACUCGGCCAUUGUGGUUGAUAUACCGUCAAAUUUGACGUCAACAGAAAGUGACCAGGAGCCUUCAAGUACUGUUUCAAUACCAACACCACCACAUGAUCCCUAUUCGCGCUUUAUUGCUUGUUCAAGUCCAUCAUCGUCCUUUUCUAGUGAUCUUCAAUACACCAUCAUAUCAUUAUGGACUGGUAACAUAAACAUGGUCGAUGUUACCUCAUUCCAACUCAGCCUUCAACCCAUUGUCGGCAAUUCAACUGGCUUGGCAAAACUGUUACCCAAAGAACUUGAUGUAGUGGGACGUAUCGGUCCCGAAACUGUGUGGGAUUAUAUAUCGAAAAUUAAAAAAAGUCCAAAUAAGGAAAUUGUGGUUAUACGUUUAAUACCGGCCAGUGAAUCAGAAACAGUAGCCUACAAAAUACUCUAUGAGUAUUUAGAUAAUCGUAAUCGUUUAGGCGUCAUUAAAAGUACAUCAUCGCAGAUAAAGGAUUUUUACAUUUAUCCAUUAGGAGCAGGAAAAAAUGUACCCAACCUGUUGCAACCCACGGAACCAGUUGAGUUUUAUGAUGAUCCUUACAGGCCAGAUGUGUUAAUUGGCAUUAUAAUACGAGUAGUUGUUAGCAAGCGUGCUAAUUCAAUUACAUCUCAAACAGUUCUAGGAGGCGCAAGCACUUCAGCAGCAAUAAACAAACUCUCUAACCGUGCAAAUGAUACGGACACAUUUACUCCGCCUGGUAGCCCGAAACCGAAAAAACACCGCCAAUCAAUCGCAGCACACAAAGUCGAUGAAAUCGAUGUAGAUGCCAUAAUUAAGGCACCUAUAGCAGCAAAGGCACAUAAAGCAGUUAUAUCGCCACCGUUAACAAAAUUGGACGAUAACGAUGCCGAUGAACCUUAUUCACCUGGUGGAAGUUCGGACGAUGACUUGCCAUUACUGCCCGUAAAAGUUCCCAGCAAUAUGGAUCAUAUGCAAGCAGCCGAAGAUGAGUUGAAACGCAAAAUGGAAGAAAUUAAUAGGCAGAUUGCUGCACAAGAAAUGGAAAUUGCCGGUCUUUUAACUGGAGAGCCGACGGGCUUUGGUUCAGCUUCUACAUCAUCUUCAAACGUACUAGCUAAUAUAUCAAUACCCUCAAAUCUGUCUCAAAUUCUUGCUAGUAUUAAAACAAGUGGAAAAGAUCAAUCGGUAAUUCCACCUCCACCGCCGUUAAUAGGUUCACUAUUGAAGACAUCCUCAGCGUCUGCGACUACAUUCGCCGUAGAGGAAGAAUAUAAUCCCGCAGAAGGUACUGGGUCAACAUAUGAAACAAAAAAUACAGCCACAGGAUCAAAUACAAAUUCAACUAGCCUUUUGGCAAAACUAAGUGAAGCAGAGCUUCUUAGUAUGGUACCGGACGACAUUGUCAUAACCCCUAAUAAACCAACAACACGCUAUGAGGAACCACCACCACCUGGAGUUUAGGAUUACCGUCAUUUUAAUUCAUUUUUGCACCAUAUACUAUACACAUUCAUUUUCCAUAUGAAUUUCAUUGAUUUGAUUUUGAUUUCGUUUUUACCGUAGCAAUCAUAGUUUUAGGAAACGACCACUCAAAGCUUUUUCGAUGUUAUUUUACUGUUUGAAUAUUUUUUAAAUUUAUUCAGAGAUUUAAUACAAAAAACAAAGGUUUAAAUUACACUUACUAUCAAGUAAGCCAAAGGCUUAAGUAAUUAUAUAUAGUUUAUAUGAAUCGGAUAUUUUGUUGUUUAAAUACGUUUAAUUAAUAUAUUAAUAUGAAUUUAGGAUUUAUUGAAUUUAUUGAACCUUUUUGUUUUAUUUUUUUCUUUUAACUUUUCUUUUGCAAGCUUACAUUACUUGUUGUAUAUUUUUUCAUGUGAAUAAGAAUUUUACAAUUAAUCUUUGGUUUUCUUCUGUUUAAUUUACUUUUUAAUAAAAUUGUAAAAAUUACUACAAACAAAACAUUUACCUUAAUAAAAAAAAAUUAGUUUUAUGUGGAUAACAGUUCAUCCAAUUAUAUGAAUGUAAUAAACGUAAUUUUGAAUUAUA
Calliphora vicina (urban bluebottle blowfly) is the source of this 8295-nucleotide messenger RNA. RefSeq names its product protein partner of snf (gene pps). The transcript has 14 exons. The coding region runs from base 355 to 7713 and encodes 2452 amino acids. Gene Ontology annotation, biological process: DNA-templated transcription. The record is from RefSeq and is a predicted model, not a curated record. Gene Ontology annotation, molecular function: protein binding. Lineage: Eukaryota; Metazoa; Arthropoda; Insecta; Diptera; Calliphoridae.